AGAGAGGACCCUUCUGCGGGCAAAGUGAAGCCAGCUCCUCUUCUUCUUUGUGGAUUCUGGAUCUGCUCCAAAAAUGUCAGGUGGGGAGGCCUUCGUCACCCUGGCAACCACAGACUCAUACUGCAUGGGUGCCACGGUGGUUGGCAGAAGUUUACAGCGCCACAGGACGACGCGCAGCAUCGUCGUCAUGGUUACACCAAACGUUUCAGAGCAGUCGAGGCUUGCCCUCGAGCAUGUGUUUGAUGAGGUGAUCACGGUGGACGUGAUGGACAGUGAGGACCGUCUCAACCUGUCCCUGCUGGGACGUCCCGAGCUCGGUGUCACCUUCACCAAGAUCCACUGCUGGUCUCUGACCCACUACAGCAAAUGUGUCUUCCUGGAUGCUGACACGCUUGUUCUGUGUAACGUGGACGAGCUGUUCGACAGAGAUGAGCUGUCGGCGGCUCCUGAUCCCGGCUGGCCCGACUGCUUCAACUCUGGCGUGUUUGUCUUCAGCCCGUCCCUCCACACUCACAGGAGCCUCCUGGAUCAUGCCCUGCAGCACGGCAGCUUUGAUGGAGGGGACCAGGGCCUGUUGAACUCGUUCUUCAGCAGCUGGCCGGUGGAAGACAUCAAUAAACAUCUGCCGUUUGUCUACAACCUCAGUGCCAGCUCCCUCUACAGCUACCUGCCCGCUUUCCAACAGUUUGGCCACGAUGCAAAGAUCGUGCACUUCUUAGGAGCAGUGAAACCCUGGAGCUCCAGCAGCCUGAGGGGUGACAGGAACAGCUCACACCUGCAACAGUUUGUGUCUCAGUGGUGGAAGGAAUACCUCAGCUACACAACAUCAUCUGUAGCAGAGACACCACAGCAGAUCCAAGAAAGAGAAGCCGAGAUGCCAGUGAGAAAAAACUUGGACAGUUCCGAUCCACCGCUCGCGCAUCUUCCCCUGCCUUCAGAGAGGCUCCAUUCACCGCCUGAACCAGAGACAUGUUCCCACACAGGGAGCACAGCGGUGGAGGAAGAGUCCGGGACACCUGAGAGGACAGAGGUCCAGGACUCAGCUUUAGGAGCAGAGGGGCUGGAGGACAGCGCUGAGCCCUCCGACACUGACGCACAUCCUAGUGCUGCGGAGACAGAGGCAGAGCGACUGCAGCAUCGCAGGUUGUGGGAGGCCGGCCAGGCCGACUACCUGGGCAGAGACUCUUUCCAGAACAUCCAGAUGAUGCUGGACCGCUUCCUGGAUUGACUGAUCACACGCAGGAACAACUCGAACACACCCGAGGCCAGAGUUCAGUUUGACUGAUGUGUGUUUUACAGGCAGACAAAAAUACAGAUUUUUUUGUAUCAGGAUGUAUCAACAGGAUUGUUUUAUUUUUCUACAAACAACAACGUUCGAUCAAUUAAUUUGAAAUAUGAUGAAACAGGAGAAAUUCUACUCAUAUGGGCUUUGACACUGAUAUUUUGUGACACUUAGUAAAUUCAUGAAGGGUAGAAAUCAGUGUGUAGUACCUGCUGAACAUUUCUAAUACCACCCGAUUUAUCUUUCAAAUUUAUAUAGAAUAACUGUUUAAACAUAUUUAUAUAGUUAAAACAUACAUAUUUAAAGUACUCCAGGUAAACCUUUGUCAUGUCUUUAUUUUGUUAACAACCACUGAUAGGAUUUAGAUUAUGUGUUGUAGUAUCAAACAAUCAUCUUUCUUCAAACAUCAUUUGGCUUCAAUGGACCUGGAUUAAAAUUCUAAAUCGGAAU
Cottoperca gobio is the source of this 1732-nucleotide messenger RNA. It is a transcript of the gene gyg2, whose product is annotated as glycogenin 2. The transcript has 9 exons. Gene Ontology annotation, molecular function: glycosyltransferase activity. Bases 74 to 1228 code for a protein of 384 amino acids. NCBI's taxonomy places the organism in Eukaryota, Metazoa, Chordata, Actinopteri, Perciformes, Bovichtidae. The record is from RefSeq and is a predicted model, not a curated record.